AUGUUUGACGAUCGAGAUCUGGGCUUCUUUGCAAAUUUCCUGGGGAUCUUUAUAUUUGUAUUGGUAAUAGCAUUUCACUAUGUGAUGGCUGAUCCAAAGUAUGAGGGCAACUAAACCAUCUCCUCCAAUUUUCUUCUCCAUGGAAUGUAUUGGUCGAGGGUAGGAGAAAGCCAGAUCUGGGCUCAUCGACUCAUGGAUUCGACCCAAGCUGAGGCAAGCUUUCGAGUCUCUUGACCUAGUAGCU
Messenger RNA from Cucurbita pepo subsp. pepo (vegetable marrow), 244 nucleotides. Its product is annotated as dolichyl-diphosphooligosaccharide--protein glycosyltransferase subunit 4A. Lineage: Eukaryota; Viridiplantae; Streptophyta; Magnoliopsida; Cucurbitales; Cucurbitaceae. The record is from RefSeq and is a predicted model, not a curated record.